This is a messenger RNA of Miscanthus lutarioriparius, 750 nucleotides long. Lineage: Eukaryota; Viridiplantae; Streptophyta; Magnoliopsida; Poales; Poaceae. The record is from the annotation of a GenBank genome assembly.
AUGGACCACGACAGGGUCAGCCGUCGUCAAGGGGCUCCUGAAGACCUGAAACGAGCCAUGUUUCGCAUGCUCGUCGCCAUGUGCUUCGCUGAGGUGCUCGCCGCCGACAACACCGUCAUCCCGUCCGUUGAGGCGUUACAAAGGGAGUUCGUCACGUCGGCCGUCGGCUUCCGGGUGUUAGGCAUGUGCCCCACGGUCACCACGGUCCUAUUCUGGCGACGGUGGAAGAGAAUGCUGUCCCUCCGGUGGCGGCAGGAGGAGCUAUUCGUACCUUGGCGCCGUCGUGUUGGAGGGGCUCCGGGCCGCGUCGUGCUCGACGCGAUCGCCGUCGCCGCGAUGCAGGGAUUGGGCUCGAUCAGGAUGGGCGUCCUCGCGCUAUGGGAUGGCCGCGACAAUUCCUUCCUUUCUCAAGGUGCCCGCGGCGAUCGCGGUGUCUCGCGCUUCUUUUCUUGGCCGGUGGAUCGCCGUGAGCCCAACUCGAAUCCCUGCCACGGACCGCGUCCUAGCGCGGAGCGACCCCGUGAAAGGAACGUCGUCCACGAGCCCGAGGCGCACGCAGCAGGCGACGACGACGUUCCACUUGACGGGCGGCGCGUCCUCCGUCUCGAGCACCCGCUUGGCCGCGCCCACGUCCGCGCUCUCGGCGUACAUGCCGGCGAGGAAGCCCGGCACGAGCGGGUGCGCGGCGACAUGGGCCACCUUGGCGGCGUGCGCGUGCACGGCCCGACCCCUGUGCGGCCGCACGCGUAA